This is a messenger RNA of Budorcas taxicolor (takin), 990 nucleotides long. It is a transcript of the gene SDSL, whose product is annotated as serine dehydratase like. The record is from RefSeq and is a predicted model, not a curated record. The transcript is spliced from 7 exons. Lineage: Eukaryota; Metazoa; Chordata; Mammalia; Artiodactyla; Bovidae. The coding region runs from base 1 to 990 and encodes 329 amino acids. Gene Ontology annotation, biological process: L-threonine catabolic process; L-serine catabolic process. Gene Ontology annotation, molecular function: threonine deaminase activity; pyridoxal phosphate binding; L-serine ammonia-lyase activity.
AUGAAGAGCCCCCUGGAGGAAUGCGCCGAGGGUGAGCCCUUCCACGUCGUCACGCCUCUGCUGGAGAGCUGGGCGCUGUCCCAGGUGGCCGGCAUGCCUGUCUUCCUCAAGUAUGAGAAUGUGCAGCCGACGGGCUCCUUCAAGAUCCGCGGUAUCGGGCAUUUCUGCCAAGAGGUGGCCGAAAAGGGAUGCAGACACCUGGUGUGUUCCUCAGGGGGUAACGCGGGCAUUGCAGCUGCUUAUGCCGCCCGGAAGCUGGGCAUCCCAGCCACCAUUGUGCUCCCCGAGGGCACCUCUGUGAAGGUGGUGAAGAGGCUGCAGUGGGAGGGGGCCGAAGUUCAGCUGACUGGAAAGAUCUGGGACGAGGCCAAUCUGAGGGCACAAGAGUUGGCCAAGAAUGAUGGCUGGGUGAACGUCCCUCCAUUUGACCACCCCCUGAUAUGGGAAGGCCACAUGAGCCUGGUGCGGGAGCUGAAGGCAGCGCUGGGGACCCCACCGGGUGCCCUGGUGCUGGCAGUCGGGGGCGGAGGUCUCCUGGCGGGGGUGUCAGCUGGUCUGGCAGAGGUGGGCUGGCAACAUGUGCCCAUAAUUGCCAUGGAGACCCAAGGGGCACACUGCUUCAACGCGGCCAUCAAGGCAGGCAGGCUGGUGACGCUUCCCGGCAUCACUAGUCUAGCCAAGAGCCUGGGGGCCAGGACAGUGGCUGCACGGGCCCUGGAGUGUACGAAAGAGUUUAGGAUCUUCUCGGAGGUGGUGGUGGAUGCUGAAGCCGUGAGUGCUGUGCAGCGAUUCCUGGAUGAUGAGCGAACACUGGUGGAGCCUGCCUGCGGGGCAGCCUUAGCUGCCAUCUACUCAGGCCUCCUGGGGAGGCUCCAGGCUGAGGGCCACCUGUGCCCUUCCCCAGCCUCAGUCGUGGUCAUCGUGUGCGGAGGCAACAGCAUCGAUAGUGGGGAGCUACAGGCUCUGAAAGCCCAGCUGGGCCAGGAUUGA